AUGGCAAUCACGGACAUCUUAUGGAAUAAUUAUCUCGCCUUGUUGUGCGUUCUCCUUCUCUCCCCGGUCAUAUUGUACACCACCGGGCAUUGGCGGGUCAUUGUCAUUGUCACCAGUGGUGCCGACUACGAGGAUGGCCAUAUCGUCGAGUGGACCAUACGCGAGCCGCGUCUUCGCAUAGGCCCGACCGACUUGAUCAUUAGCAGGCAUACGACAAGCCUAGUGGUAUGGCAUCGCAUUGGGGAAUUCGGAGUCUUUGGACCUACCACUAUCGUAGAAGAGCUGGUGCGCACCGGCACGCUCUGA
Molecule: messenger RNA, 306 nt
Organism: Phialemonium atrogriseum
Lineage: Eukaryota; Fungi; Ascomycota; Sordariomycetes; Cephalothecales; Cephalothecaceae
Exons: 3
Coding region: 1-306 (101 amino acids)
Source: RefSeq, a predicted model, not a curated record